CUGUCCUUUUUAAAUAGCGCGCAACUCUAUUAUAUAGUAAAGUACAUUUUGGUCCGUAUCUAGAGUCAUUAGUGAUUUUAUGGUACUUAAUUGGGUGAAAACUUCUCUGCCGUCCUCAACCAUUUGAACUACCUGAAAAAGUUGUUAUAUGGAUGAAACUACGGAGCGGCUCUUCUGUUAAGAACGUUACACCUUGGUGGCUAUACUCUGAAACAUGGAUUUUCAGUCAAAAAUUUCUAAACCUAUUGAUAGAGUUCAGGUCGAAGGAAAGGUGUUCUUAAAAAUGAUUAAGCACUAUGAAGAAGAAUCUGUAUCUAGCCAAAACUUUGUCAAUGGUGUAUUGUUAGGGCUUGCACAAGGCAGUCAACUUGAAAUCACUAAUUGCUUCCCAUUACCGAAGACUCAAGAAGAUGAUCCAAAUGCCAACGAGGCUCUGGUCACUUAUGAAGCUAAUAUGAUACGUAAUUUAAGACAACUACAAACAGACUACCUCAAUGUAGGAUUUUAUCAAGCUGGUCCUGGGGGCAUCUCUAUUAACCGUGCUAACAUUGAAAACAUUUAUCAACGUCAAAUUAAUCUCCCUGAAUCUGUGUUGCUGACUUAUGACCCAACAAGAACUAGCAGAGGUCAAAUUGGUCUGAAAGCGUAUCGUCUGUCUGACGAUGUUCUUGCUGCAAGAUCCGAGGCUGAAGAUCGUUUUCGUCUGAUGGGCCACAAGGGUCCUGAGGUCCCAUGGGAAUGUGAAGCGGCAAGCAGUGUAGGUCGCAGUAGUUUUACUCGUGUUCUAGAAGAGAUACCAGUUGUGAUUCAUAAUUCACAUCUCGUAAACAUCCUUUUGACUGAAAUCGUUGAUAAUCAAGAACUGUCGCGAUCGGAGCUUUCUACAAAUUCAUCAAUGCUAGAUCUGGCCCCACCGCUUCCAAAAGACCAUCCUGGUCGUUAUUCUACUCUCAAUUUAAGCAUGGCCUCUAGUUUAGAACAACAGUUACGUUCUCUUCUUGCGGGUUUAGAAACAGUACAUGAUUACCAGUAUUCGUAUCAGCGUAGUCUAUCAAAAUCUCAAACUACGGUAGCUGGCAAGACCGCAACAGAAACACGUAAUCGGGAGUUGGCUCCAAUACGUUUAGAUACUGCGUUGGUUUCAGCUCAGCUUGAUUUCUACUGCAACAGUCUUGCUCAGAUGGCGGGUCAAACAAUUGGUAAAUUAAUGUUAACACAAGCUGUACAAAAAACAAGUUCAUCCGGAGCUCCCAAAUCUCAAAAAAUUUAAACGAUAUAAAGAUCUAAAUAACUUGUAUAACAUAAUAAACAAAAUGGUGUUAUGUUGAUAUUUGUUUUAAUCUGUAUAGUUAUUUCUCAUUUGAUCUUGGUCAAAAGCCUUUCCAUUCAUCUCAUUGAUAGUUUUAUGAGUUCGUUUCUAAAUAGUCGAUAACGGUAACACGAGUAUCUCUUUAGAAGAGCUCCUCAUUGCUCUCUCUUCAUUCACAAAUUAAUAAAAAGCCUUAUUUUUAUCCAACCUGAUAAGUAAUUCGUUAAGAUAGGUUUCGAAAUAGGGGUUCUUCCACUCAGUCUAGCACUACAUUUCUCAACAAUCCCACAAUUUAAGGGUUUGACUUGUUUAACAUAUAUUGCUAACAACCUAAAUCAGUAAGACCUAAUUUUAUACUGUUUGUUCACAUACCAAGACUCAUUCCAAUAUUUUCUCUUGAUACUUAUUCCGUAGAUUGUCACUUUCAUUGCAGGUCUAACCUAGUAUGUUGUUCGUAUUCCUAUCUUAGUGUCAUCAAACUAUUUUUCAGUGCGUAAAUUUUUAUUUCAAUAAAGUUGAUAUUACAAUUCAGACAUCGAAAGUACCGGUUUGGCAAGAAAUUAUUUUAAUUCCCCACCAUGGCUCUACAUAUAAACUUUAUUCAUACAUUAUAAAAUCAGUACCAAUCGAACGAUGGAUCCAUUAUCGUAAGAUGUAUAUAAACACAAAUUCCUUAGUGAUUGUGUAGUUAUGAAAAUUAAAAAUGGAAGUCGUAUCUGUUUGGUAAUAGAUGGAUGGCUGUUCUUCACUUAACUUUAAGGGGUGGUAUUCGAGUUACAAUGAACUUGCCUAAUUGUCCAUACAAUAUAACUAUCCACUGAAGCCUUUGAGCUGUUAAAUACGCAGGCAACGGAACUCCACAGUUUAUCUUUAUUUCAUACAUUCAUUGUUGGUCGACUGUGAAACGAAUAUCGUAACCCUGAUAUAUUGGAUUCUCUUUAAAGCGUUUCUUAAACUUCGAUAAUGUAAUAAGAAGACG
Molecule: messenger RNA, 2288 nt
Organism: Schistosoma rodhaini
Lineage: Eukaryota; Metazoa; Platyhelminthes; Trematoda; Strigeidida; Schistosomatidae
Source: the annotation of a GenBank genome assembly